CUACCCUGCAAAACAAAUCUAACCGCUAAACAAACUUCAAAGUACAAACGAAAUAUAAAAAAUAAUAAGAAAAUUAUUCCUCGCUGGAAUCGGAGAGGCGAAAUGACUCCAGUUGGUGAAAGCCUUCGGGAAGCCAGUUGGCCGAUGCGUCUUCUCACUCUCGAUGAAAGCGAAAGUAAACAUGGGGACAUGAAAUGUCCGCACCAUGUUUGAACCCAGCAAGGCAGCCCAGAUUGCAAACGAGAUGAAGAGGUAUCACAUUGAAGUGCCUGGAAUUUGCGAAAGCAGAUGGAAUGGGAGUGGACUCUCCAAACUGUCAACUGGAGAAUCAAUAAUCUACUCCGAUAUUGUCACCCAGACGACAACCACGAACACACUGAGUUAUGGAGUGGCUAUCAUGAUAUCCCCAACACCAUCGAAGGCUCUCAUGCAGUGGGAACCAAUCUCCUCCAGGAUCAUGGCAGCAAGAUUCAACUCAAAAGGAAGGAAGGUCACAAUCAUACAAUGCUACACUAUGCACCUACAAAUAAUGCAGAGCAAGAGAAAAAGGAGGAAUUCUACAGACAACUGCAUUCAACACUAAACAAAGCCUCAGUUGGCGAUAUCAAAAUUCUAAUGGGCGACAUGAAUGCCAAACUGGGAGGGGACAACAGAGGAAGAGAACUAACCAUGGGUCGAGAAGCGCUAGGUGAGGUGAUGAACGAGAAUGGAGAAUUGUUUGCAGAAUUCUGCGCAUUCAACGAUUUAGUGAUUGGAGGCAGUGUGUUCAAGCAUAAGGAUAUCCACAAAGCGACAUGGAUUUCACCAGACACACUAAAAAUCAAAUCGACUUUAUCUCAAUCUCAAGAAAGUGGAGACGCAGUCUACUGAACACAAGGUCAAGAAGAGGAGCAGAUGUAGGUUCAGA
Messenger RNA from Heterobilharzia americana, 907 nucleotides. The record is from the annotation of a GenBank genome assembly. NCBI's taxonomy places the organism in Eukaryota, Metazoa, Platyhelminthes, Trematoda, Strigeidida, Schistosomatidae.